AUGGCAGCGAGGGCACCAGUGUCAACAUCUGUUCAAUUAUUGGACAGGUUCUGUAAAUUCUACUACAAUGCAGCAGGGUUCAACAAACUAGGACUGAUGCGAGAUGAUACUCUGUACGAAGAUGAUGAUGUCAAAGAAGCAGUGCGGAGACUUCCAGAGAGGCUUUACGAUGACAGAGUGUUCCGCAUUAAGAGAGCAUUGGAUUUAUCUUUGAAGCAUCAGAUACUUCCAAAGGAUCAGUGGACAAAAUACGAGGAGGACAUGCCAUACCUAGAACCAUAUCUGAAGCAAGUCAUCUGUGAAAGGAAGGAGAAGGCAGAAUGGGACAAGAAAUAAAAUGACUACAUAUUUUCAUUU
This is a messenger RNA of Protopterus annectens (West African lungfish), 357 nucleotides long. RefSeq names its product cytochrome b-c1 complex subunit 7-like. The coding region runs from base 1 to 336 and encodes 111 amino acids. Gene Ontology annotation, biological process: mitochondrial electron transport, ubiquinol to cytochrome c. The record is from RefSeq and is a predicted model, not a curated record. The transcript has a single exon. Lineage: Eukaryota; Metazoa; Chordata; Ceratodontiformes; Protopteridae.